AUGCGAAAGAGUGGCAUACUUCAUCUUGCUGCCCUCGUGGGGGUCUCAGCUGCGACAUCUAUACCGGCUGUGCGCGGUCAGAAUGAAAAAAUUGUCACCCCGGAAGAGGUGGAUCUGAUGGACCUCUAUGCUUCAUACACCGCUUCCGCACCGUGCAAUAACGGAACCGCCAUUGAUGACCCCGUAACCUGUUUCAAAAACUGUGAGAGAGUGCAAGAAGACAAAGCGAUUGUAGUCGGAUCCUACCUAGGGGAGCAGACCGAGUUUGCGGCGUACAUCGCCUUGGUUGAAAGCCGAAAACAGAUCAUUUGGGUUGGUAGAGGCACUGCUACUCCCAAGAACGAGGAAACGAACCUCCAGACACGGCUGAUCCCAAGCGACCUUGUGGAGGGGGGUAAGAUCCAUACCGGCUUUAGCACUGCUUGGAAUGAGAUAUCCCACGAUGUCUUCGCUACUCUCAAAGAACAAGUAUCCAUGCACCCAGACUACGAUAUUGUCAUCACCGGCGGUUCGCUGGGCGGUGCUAUCGCCACAAUAGCUGCUGCACACAUUCGCGCCGCUGGAUACCAAGCUGAUCUUUACACAUACGGCUCCCCUCGGAUCGGCAAUGAUGUCCUCGUCGACUUCAUCACUCAACAGCCUGGCAAGUUGUAUCGGGUGACGCACAGGCACGAUUUGGUUCCACGCGUGCCAUCGCCCAGUAUUCCCAUCCCGGAUUGGCCAGAAUAUAGACAUGUCUCCCCUGAGUAUUGGCUUCAGGGCGAGCCUGCUGAUCCAAACCAUUGGCCGAUCGAAGACAUCAAGAUUUGUGAAGGGAACUUGAAUCGCGAAUGCAUCGCCAAUCCUUCGAAUCCCGUGGAUUGGAACAUUUGGGAGCCUGAGAAUGACCACCAGAACUACUUCGGUUCCUUGAUAUGCUGGAACAAUGAAACGGCGCCAGUUGAUAUCGAUUCUCUAAAGCAUAAUAUUGAGACCUUGCGACUUAAUGCGGGCGAGAAUGUAUCACGAUAA
This is a messenger RNA of Clonostachys solani, 1011 nucleotides long. Lineage: Eukaryota; Fungi; Ascomycota; Sordariomycetes; Hypocreales; Bionectriaceae. The record is from the annotation of a GenBank genome assembly.